GUCUUUAAGGUCCAAGGAGCCAGUCGAAGUGCUCUCAGUCAAGCAGCCAAGUCUAAGAUACGGGAAAAUCUCCUAUCCGGGACAACUGUUGCAUCAUUUUUUUCACGUAUGAAUGCGAUUGCCCUGGACACAACAGAGACUUCCGUUCAAGCUCCAGACGAAGUAGCACUGAUAGAAGAUGAUCUGCAAGUGGAGGAAGAGAUUGAGGGCGAUACCGGUCAAGCUACCAUCACAGAUCAUGAUCAACAAUUUCAGUCUUUAGAAAGUGCAGGGAAGCACGUGAAAUCUAGCAAAUGGCGUACAGUACAGAUCAAGGACCUUCAGCUGCAAGAAGACGGACAGUCGUUUUGCUCUAAUAGGAUCAGAUUGAUGGUCUGCUGUUGGUUGUCAACAUCCAUAACAUUGUCACCCUGUUGGACUAUUUGACUGUUUAAGGGAGAAGUCUUACUCAUUGAAUAUCCAAACUCAGUGCAUAAGUUUGUCGGAUCAAUGAUAGCUAUUCUUCCAGAUUGAGUCAGGAGAGGAGUUUCUCUCCAUAAUAAUGGUGCAUUUUAAAAAAUAAUUGGUUAUAGUAGGAUUAGUUUUAUUCUGA
Molecule: messenger RNA, 592 nt
Organism: Corticium candelabrum
Lineage: Eukaryota; Metazoa; Porifera; Homoscleromorpha; Homosclerophorida; Plakinidae
Exons: 4
Coding region: 109-426 (105 amino acids)
Source: RefSeq, a predicted model, not a curated record